AUGGAGGAUGGUGCACGAACACAACUCACUGCCGCAUCAAAACUUGCAUUACUCAAGGAGCGCAAUGCCUCCUGGGAGGCAUUGCAAUGGGCAGAGUCACAAGACUUAACACUGCCCCAGGGGGACAAUAUGGCCUGGGAAUUGUGUGCAGGCGUGUAUGCACAGUUUAGUGUGUCGGGCGCUAGUACUAUGCGUCUGUAUCGACUCCCUUCGCAGUGCCGCAACAUUCCAGCCAGUUCAUGGAGGAUACCCUUACUUAGCGACACCAAGGACUUUACAAUGGAUCCCGCCCAAGAUCUCCUGGUGCUUGUUGAGAAACCUAUCCUGAUCAUCCAAACAUGCAACGAGUUCCUCGCCAUCUUAUUUAUUGUUAAAAACAAUACUUCAGAGCUCGUUGUCUGGAAGUGGAAGAAAGGCGAACUGGUACUGAGAUCCUCUAGUCGCAAAAUUACCACCUUCGCCUUCCUCACACCUCACCUUCUGUUAGUGGGAACGGUGAUGGACGAGACUGGAGUCACGGAGCCUCGACUUUUCGUUCUGGACAUAUCAAAACCUUCCACCAACAAGGUUGCCCUCACCGAUUAUGUUUGCGUUUUUGGAUUCCCAUCUUUUGACUUUGUGGUUAGUCCUAUGAGGAUCGUAAUUUGCUCUGACCCAUCGCCCGAAUGGAAGCCUAACCCAGAGGCACAUGUUCCCUUCUCCAUAGCACGUGGACAACGACUCUUCCUCAUUACCACUUGGGUUAAAGAGAACCAGGAAACCGUCUCAUAUGACCUAUUCGUACCAGCAAACAUAUUGUUAUCUUCUGUCAUGGCCCUUACUCCACAGACUCGUCGACGUGUUAUCAACUGGAACGAGUGGGGUCCCACAGGUACCCGCUUUUUGAAGUCCCCACCUCACUCUCAUGUCUGGACCGGAUACGUGUUUGGAAGCAGAUUUAUUUCACUCGUAACAUCACCCAAAGCCACUGCAGGUCGACACUCGCAGACCUUACAAAUCUGGGAUUUCAACCAACUUGCAUUGAAGCGAGCCGCAGCGUUGGGCUUUGAGAAGGAAAAUAUGCGUCUUGUAAACGACACAACAGUCGUAAAGGACAAGAUGUUCGUUGAGAGGGUCCGUACGAGCCUUCCUUACUCAAUUACCACUCGCACACUUCCUCCUCCUCGCUCCCCCGGAGAACCGACAUUCACUGAUGCAAUGUGCGGCGAAGAUAGUAUUUUACUUCUAAAGUAUGACCUUCAUCACCGUCAUCUUCGCAUUCUGACAUUCUAG
This is a messenger RNA of Suillus discolor, 1272 nucleotides long. RefSeq lists its product as uncharacterized. The transcript has 4 exons. The record is from RefSeq and is a predicted model, not a curated record. Lineage: Eukaryota; Fungi; Basidiomycota; Agaricomycetes; Boletales; Suillaceae. Bases 1 to 1272 code for a protein of 423 amino acids.